ACGUCUCAGGCCCCUGAUUGAAUGUCCCCUCCUGCUCCAUGAGAAACAUCCAGGUGUAUAAAACGGGAGCAGAGCUGAAGGCUAGCAGAAAGACAGAGCAAGGAAGCACCGCAUCAACCGAGUGGACAUACAGCGCCGGCUUAAGACCAGGACCUUGGAGAGCGAAAGAACCAAACGCAGACAACUUUCUCUAGAGUACAUGUGUAAAGCGAUGUUACAACGAACCGGCCCCCAGCUGCUUCUCUUAAUAGCCCUGUGCAGUGUGUUGUACUCCCGGACUCUGAGUCUGCCAUACACAUCCAUGAGACCGACAAGACACGCAGACGGUCUGUUCACCAGCGGAUACAGCAAACUCCUGGGACAGCUAUCAGCGCGGAGGUACCUGGAGUCUCUGAUCGGAAAGCGGGUCAGUGAUGAGCUGAUGGACGAGCCAGUGAAGCGUCACUCAGACGCCAUCUUUACAGACAAUUACAGCCGGUUCCGCAAACAGAUGGCCGUCAAGAAAUACCUGAACUCAGUCUUAACAGGAAAGAGAAGCCUAGAAGAUCCUGGAACCAGCGGCCCAGAGGAGUCCAGGGACGAACCCAACACUUUCCAGGAGAGCUAUGAUGAUAUCAACGUAGAUCACCUCCUAAACAACUUUCAGCUGCCACUUUGAGGAGGGGCCUGUGCUCGAGUGAAUACCUCAACUCAUCCUCAUGAAACCGCCCAUUCCAAAAACGCCACAACUAUACGACAGUAUUAAUCCAAAGGACAAUCAAAGUCAAAUGAACCAACAAUGAUGUGUUCUCCAAUGUGGAUAUCUAUCUAUCCAUCCACACAGUACAUGUUUACACUGUAUAUAUACAGUAUAUAUACACAAUACUAAUCACUAAAGAUUCUGGCCCAAAGACUCUGUGGCCCGCACUGAGUAACAUGCGUGUCCACAUGAGGUUUGGUCAAUCAGUAUUUGAAGAUGGCAACUGGUAAAAGUAAAUAUAAGCAGAAGUAGCACAUUUACUUUCUUUCUAAAAAUCAAUGUUGUUCCAUUAACUUUCAAUGAAAACAAAUGAAAAAGUUUUAUAAGGAAUCUGUCCCAUCAACCUUUAGUUACAAAUUUGACCUGUUGAAUAUAAACAGAACAGCAUUUACUUCCACUUUUCCAGUUAAUCUUACAUGAAUGCUAGCACCAUUAGCUUUGAGUGGAAUCACUGCUUUGGGACCAGUUGUACUACUUAACCUGAACCAUGGCCCCAUUUACUUUUAAUAAGACAACACUUGUAGAAAAUUGGAAAGUUUGUCAGAUAUUGUUUCAAGAUCAAACUUACAAUAGAACCAUUUUGCAAUCACCUAGGCUUUGCCCAAUUAAUGAAAAUUGUUCCAUUAACUUUCAAUGGAGCACUUAAAAUUAAUUUUCAUUAGCGUUCAGUCUAAUAACUGCUUUGUAGGAAUUUCAGUGCAAUAUUUUUCAAAUUAUUUUCAAGGAAACUGUAGUUCUUUUAAUUUUUAAUGGAAAUAUUUUCCCUGAAAUUUAUCCCAUUAACUUUCAGUUUAAUAUUUGACCCGUUGAACGUCAAUGGAACAACAUUUGUUUUUAUACAUUAAUUUUAUUUUCAGUGUAUCUAGUGAAGCAUUUGUCCAGUUAAUUCAAAUGGAACAUCUGUGAUUGCAUUCUGAUGAAUUUUCACCGACCAAUAGUUCCAUCAACUUCCAUUACAAAACUCCAGCACUAUUGGCUUUCAGUAGAAUCAGUGCUUUAUAAAAAAAUUGUAUUAUCCCAUCUACCUUUAGUAGAACAAUAGCUGCAUUUAAUUACAAUGGAACUAUUGAUUACACAUGGGGAAAUAAUUUGGGUCAAGUUUCAACAGAACAUUUGUUAUAUUAAAUUCAAUUUAACCGUUGUCCCAUUAAUUUUCAAUGGUGCAAUCAUGAUCUAAGUGCUGACUGAGUUGUAUUAGAGAAUCCAAAUGUGGUCAUUUGAUGAUAAAACCAUGAUACAAGAGAAAAAGGAAGGGGAACACAUUUUGAAUGGACACAGAUGCAUAUAAUCACUUUAUACUAUUCAAUAUGUAGAGCAAAGAAGUUAUAACUGUGCAUAGACCUGCCUUUAGCGCAUAUAGUGAUGUAUACCACUCACCAAAUAAAAGAUGUUGGUUUAUUUUUCAAAGCUGA
Seriola aureovittata is the source of this 2151-nucleotide messenger RNA. It is a transcript of the gene vip, whose product is annotated as vasoactive intestinal peptide. Gene Ontology annotation, molecular function: neuropeptide hormone activity; peptide hormone receptor binding. The transcript is spliced from 6 exons. Lineage: Eukaryota; Metazoa; Chordata; Actinopteri; Carangiformes; Carangidae. Gene Ontology annotation, cellular component: neuron projection; perikaryon; extracellular region. The coding region runs from base 200 to 658 and encodes 152 amino acids. The record is from RefSeq and is a predicted model, not a curated record. Gene Ontology annotation, biological process: epinephrine secretion; negative regulation of potassium ion transport; learning or memory.